CAAAUGAUAAACGCACAGGAUAUUGUAAUCGUUUACCGCUCGACCGAUUUUGUACAAACUUCACAUAAACCAUCUACAAAAUAGUCCGAGCAAAGUCUAAACAUUUGGUUUAUAUACAUAGAAAUAUGCACUGAAAGGCAACAAAAGGAGCGGCAUUCCAGAGCCAUUUGAAUUUGGAUUUGUGUCUUCUAUAUAGAUUCUUAUGAAAUAAAUUCAAGACUGUGUGUGUAAGCUUCAUAUACGGAAAUGUUUGCAUAUUUGGUGUCUACCUGCCUUUUGCUUGUCUGCGGUUUAACUGUCGUUCAUGGCAGCUCUAAAUUCAGCAGCACAACCCAAUCAAGUGUUUCACAAAUCGAUCUUGAUCCAAUAACCGAGACUUUAAAUUACCGCAUCUUUGGCAAGAAAGCCAAUGAAAACAAAAUGCGUUUCGAUGGAUUGGACGUACAAUGCGUACGACAUGGGCGUUGUAUUCCCGUAGAUCCAGAAUAUAGCACUUGUUUUGGCAUUAAGUUACCCUACAAUUAUACUAGCCUCGAUCUCACAGAUUUCUACAAGAAGGAGAAACUGAACGAAGUACUGAGCGGUUAUCAUGCAUCCUUGCGUCAUGUGCCCAAAUGCUGGGCUGUAAUUCAGCCAUUUCUAUGCGCCGUUUUUAAGCCGAAAUGCGAGGAAAUUAACGGAAAGGAGAUGGUCUACCUGCCUUCCCUCGAAAUGUGUCGCAUUACCCUUGAACCCUGUCGCGUCCUUUACAAUACGACAUUCUUUCCAAAGUUUCUGCGCUGCAACGAAACCCUCUUUCCAUCUAAGUGUAGCAAUGAUGUGCGCGAAAUGAAAUUCAAUGUUACCGGUAGUUGUCUAAAGCCACUGGUAUCAACAGAUUCGAGUGCCAGCUAUUAUCCGGGAUUUGAUGGUUGCGGCGUACAAUGCAAGGAUCCAUUGUAUACGGACGAUGAGCAUCGGCAGAUACAGAAGCUUAUCGGCUGGGGUGGCACUUUGUGUCUUUUGUCCAAUUUAUUUGUGGUGGCCACGUUUCUUAUCGAUUGGAAAAAUGCAAACAAAUAUCCCGCACUAAAUGUUUUCUACAUAAAUCUCUGCUUUUUAAUCGCUUGUAUUGGGUGGCUCCUGCAAUUUACAUCUGGAUCACGUGAAGAUAUCGUAUGCCGUAAGGAUGGCACACUGCGUCAGUCGGAGCCAUCAGCCCGCGAGAAUUUGUCCUGCGUUGUAAUAUUUGUUAUGGUAUAUUACUUCCUUACAGCGGGCAUGGUUUGGUUUGUCUUCCUCACCUAUUCCUGGCACUGGCGGGCCAUUGGACGCGUCCAGGCAUGUGUCGACAAAAAUGGUUCUUACUUCCAUUUGGUCGCCUGGUCGCUACCGCUAGUUUUGACAAUAACAACAAUGGCCCUAAGCGAGGUCGAUGGCAAUGGCAUUGUGGGAAUCUGCUUUGUAGGAUAUAUCAAUCAUCCAAUGAGAGCUGGCUUCCUACUGGGCCCGCUUGCCGGUGUCAUACUCAUUGGAGGUUAUUGUAUAAUACGCGGGAUGGUGACUCUCUUUAAUCUAAAAAAAUACACCAACGAAAUCAAAUCGACAUCGGCCAGCAAUCGUCUACACUUUAUGAUAAUGCGGAUGGGUAUUUGCGGCUUGCUUGUGCUUACCUUUAUUCUGGUGGUCAUUGCAUGCCACGUAACCGAGUUCCGGCAUUCUCACGAAUGGGCGUUAAGCUUCCGGCGUUAUAUAAUAUGUCGUAUUACUUCCGUUUUUGACGAGCACAGGGUUUGCAAGCUCGAAAAUCGUCCGAGCGUUGCGAUCCUACAGUUACAUCUUCUUUGUCUCUUUGGCUCUGGAAUACUCAUGUCUACAUGGUGCUGGACGCCAUCCUCAAUCGAGACCUGGAAGCGUUACCUCAGAAAAAAGUGCGGCAAUGAAAUUGUGGAGGACGUCAAAAUGCCUAAGCACAAGGUGAUCGCUCAAACCUGGGCGAAACGCAAGGACUUUGAGGACAAGGGCCGCGUGUCUAUAACGCUACAUAAUACGCAUCCUGAUCCGACGCGUCUUAAUGACGGCGCAAACGAUGUGAGUUCGGUGGAAACGAAUGAAAUCAGCACUACAUGGGUCAACAAUCUGAUGCAGUUCAUGAAACGCCGAAAUGCGUUGCCCGGUGCGGCAGCCACAAACUCAUCCAGUCAGGGACCGACAACACGCAAGAAUUCGUUGGACUCAGAAAUCAGCUUCAGCGUGCGUCAUGUAUCUGUGGAGUCGCGUCGCAAUUCUGUGGACUCGCAAGUCUCGGUGAAGAUUGCCGAAAUGAAGACUAAAGUGGCAUCGCGCGCACGCAAUCAUCACGGUAAACAUGGUGGCGGAUCGACCUCGAGCAGGAAUAAACGUGCUGGCCGUCGCAGCGAUUUCAUGGCAUCGGCAACGGCCGCUUACGGACGGAAAUCCAGCGGGCGACGCGAGAGCAGCACGUCUAUUGAGUCCCAGGUCAUAGCCAUGCAAAAGUUGACCUAUCCAAAUGCUAGUCAGAAAGUGGGGAUAUUUGCGCGUAGCACCAAAUCCAAGCAUCAGUCCAUGAAGCGGCGCAGCGCUAAUGCAGGACUGGAUCCCGCCGUAAUUGGGAAUUUAUUGCAGCAAAAUGGUGACAUCUAUUCCUUUUGGCAGAAUCAAGGCAUGUCCACCUCAUCGGAAGAGGAAACUUCAUGCAAAAUUCAAGAUCCGAAUGUUGCAGACGCUGACGAUGAUUAUGAUAGGGGCAUUGUAGAAUUAGUUCCCGCUAUUCAAGAGCCCUAUGAAUCCUCCAGCAACAACAAUAACAAAAAGCAGGCUGCUGCAUUGGAACAUCUGUUAAAGAACAUGCACAAAUCCAACGAUUCCAAUGGCAAUCGUCAGUCCCGCAACUCAACCCGCAGCCGCAAAUCUCAGAAUACAAAAUCUACAGCGGCUAUGAAUAGCGGUGCAGCGAGCAGUAAGCGCUCAAGGAGCACAAGAACCAACAAAGAGCGCACAAAUCCCAAAACCCUAGGCUGUGAGGAUUUGAUGGAUUUCAAUGCGUUCUAUACUCGUGGGUUAAUGGCCGCAAAUGGUGAAACGCUGAGUUGUUCCUCUGCAGAACUGGAGCUCGAUUUACCCAUGGGCACUACGCAUUCGUCCUAUUCGGGCAUGUCCUUGGGCAAGCCCAACUCGCGCAACAGCAAGACAAGCUGUGAUGUAGGUAUACAGGCCAAUGCAUACGAGAUAGCCGCCUCCUAUGGUGAUGAUGAGCUUCAGAAUGCAAUGCGUCUGCUGAAUGCGGCCAGUCGUCAACGCAUGGAGUCGGCGCCAGAGGAGGCCACGGAGCUACAAACACUGCUGGGUCACAAUCAAAGGCAUAGAGAGCCGCAUUUCAUGAGCGAAUCGGAAAAGCUUAAAAUGCUGCUGCUACCAUCGAAGUGAAUCUAUAAAUCAAACGAUCGAAAAAUGAAACUCGAAACAAACUGCAUUUACUUAAAAGCUCAAACCCUUCCAUUUA
Molecule: messenger RNA, 3502 nt
Organism: Scaptodrosophila lebanonensis
Lineage: Eukaryota; Metazoa; Arthropoda; Insecta; Diptera; Drosophilidae
Gene: smo
Product: protein smoothened
Exons: 8
Coding region: 247-3426 (1059 amino acids)
Biological process (GO): smoothened signaling pathway; positive regulation of smoothened signaling pathway; central nervous system development
Cellular component (GO): cilium; dendrite; plasma membrane
Molecular function (GO): patched binding; transmembrane signaling receptor activity
Source: RefSeq, a predicted model, not a curated record